This is a messenger RNA of Camelus dromedarius (Arabian camel), 2335 nucleotides long. RefSeq names its product apelin receptor early endogenous ligand (gene APELA). Bases 138 to 302 code for a protein of 54 amino acids. Gene Ontology annotation, molecular function: apelin receptor binding. The transcript is spliced from 3 exons. Gene Ontology annotation, biological process: heart development; apelin receptor signaling pathway. The record is from RefSeq and is a predicted model, not a curated record. NCBI's taxonomy places the organism in Eukaryota, Metazoa, Chordata, Mammalia, Artiodactyla, Camelidae.
AUUAACCUUUCUGGGGAACGCGGCUGCCCGAGCUCUGAGGCUCAGAAUGUGAGGACAGCCCCGCGGACACCGCGCAGGCCGCUCGGACCGCUCGCUUUACCUCGCGCGCCGUCGCUCCAGCGCAGUGUGGCAGAAAAAUGAGACUUCAACAAUUCUUUUUCCUUUUUUUAAUCUUUAUGAUGAGUCCUCUCCUUAUCCACGGACAGAGAGCAGCUAAUUUGGCAAUGAGGAGAAAGCUGCCCAGAUACAACUGUCUUCAGAGGAGAUGUAUACCCCUCCAUUCACGAGUCCCCUUCCCCUGAGGUCUUUUUCUGUCUAACCUCACCGGGUCUGUCAGAAGAAGAGUGAAGGAAAGGAUGUAAUUGUGUGAUUGCUUAGAAGUUCCUGGACGAAAAGGAGUUGUUUGAAAGCACCUGGGAUGGUUGAUUAGCUUCACAGGAUUCUCUUCUUCCUGGUUUCUCUUUAGAGGCAAAAUAACAUAAAUUCAAAAGCAGUCCAGUUUGAAGUAUAUUUAUUUGCUUGCAUAACAAAAUUCUCUCUUCUUCUGCACAUUAUUAUUCUUACCUGAGUUAAGAAGAAAAACUGUUUUAAUGUCUUAGAACUCUCUAAUAGUAAAAUGUGCAAGAGUUUAAAAUUGUUCUUUCACAUUCCUAUAGUUUUCCAAAGGUAUUAAAAUUACUUUAUAUAUGUUUGAGUGAUUUUCUUUUUAUUCUACAUCUGAAAUCAAUUCCAUUGACUAUUUGACUUUAAAGUUUAGGGAGAAAAUAAUUGGUUCAUUGAUUAUAUAGAGAGACUAAGAAAGAAGUUACUAAUUUCUACCAAUUUUAUAUAAUAGGCUUUAAUGUUUAUGUACGUUAUUUUUACUUUGAAUAAUACCCACUUAAAGUUGUAAAACAAAGUCUGAAAUAAUUGUAGUUCAUUUUAUAUUAUAACUGAAAUGUUCAUUUCAAAAACCUGUUUCUCCACAUGUAGUCAUAAGAAACCAAUGUUCGAUUUCCUUUGAAGUUCUGUUUUAUGUUCUUAAUUCAUUUGUGUCGAUAGCUUCUUAGAAAAGCCAACUUAAAACUGACAUUUAAAAUACACCUAUGCCAAUGAAGUCUCAAGCAGGGCAGGGUCUGUCUCUAACAUAUGAGUGCUCAACACUCUGCUAGGCUUUGUUUUGAUGUUAUUCAACUUGUGAUGAGACGUGUAAAUACAAAAUCAGAAGGAAUUUAAAUAUUUGAUUACCUAAGAAGGAAACUGUCCUGUCUGAACUGUACUGAUAUGAUAAUCAGUUGUUCCAAAGUUGUUAAAUAUGCUCUUAAUUUGUAUUUAUUCAAAGACUGUUUAGCUCAGUGCCAUAAAGUUUUUAUUAUUUUACAGUUAAGAUAAUUCCAGAUAUGAAAUUUACACAUUCAUGUCUUGACUAGAAAUUUUACUUUAUAAACAUUCUAGAGCCAUAAACCAUUAUCUCUUAUUUUGCUAAAAUAAAAGAUUGGGAUUAAUGUAUGAAGAAUUUGAAAUAGAAAUUCUGACAUCAUGAAUGUUUGUCUCCCUUUCAUAGCUUCUUAACAGUGUCUUUUGCAAUGGGAGGUGAUUAUACAAAGUACUGUAAUUAAAUUCACACACAAAAGAUGUUUUGUGAAACAUGUUAUUUCAUUAUUUAAAUUGGAUAUUUUGGGGAAACUCUAAAUGAUUUCUGGGUGAAUUAUAAUUCCUUUACACAAGUGCAUUUCAGUAGAAACACAAGCUAUUUACAAUUAUAUUUAAAACAUGUAUGUACUUAUUUAUAUAAUUUGUACAAAAAGAGAAAAAAACAAUAUACAGUUCAGGUAUAUUUCAUGGACUACAAGCCUACACUUUUGCAAGUACAGAUUCCCAUAUUCACAGAAAAAGUUAAAAACCACCCCUCCCAUUGUAAGGUAGUUAAAUGGUUAUGCACAUCUGCUCAUACAAUUUCAAUAACUGUUCAAUAAAACACUCAGUGAUCUGAGUUCUAGUUGUCCUUACUUGUAUAAGAAACAUUCAGAUUGUGGAACACAGUAUGGUAGAUGGGUUCCUGAUACUUGUCUCUGUUUCCAUUGUUCCUUUUUAAGACUGAUCGUACCCUGCCACUGCAGAUCUUUUACCUCACUCAAGAUUAUCAGAGGAAAGGCAAAGAGUCUCUCAACAACCAGUGACACAUUUGCUGAAGGUGGCACACCAGAACAAGCCCAUGGCAAUGGAGCCAUAUUUUUUUCACUGGCAAGGUGGAGGGGGAGACCAGAGGAGUGUUAAACUAUGUGUACUUUACCUUCUUUGUGAUUUGGUGUUUGUUUUAUUCUUUUUUCUAUUAAAAGUUCUUUGCAAUUUCUAA